This is a messenger RNA of Drosophila ficusphila, 2036 nucleotides long. RefSeq names its product spermosin. Gene Ontology annotation, biological process: proteolysis. The transcript is spliced from 4 exons. The record is from RefSeq and is a predicted model, not a curated record. The coding region runs from base 35 to 1687 and encodes 550 amino acids. Lineage: Eukaryota; Metazoa; Arthropoda; Insecta; Diptera; Drosophilidae. Gene Ontology annotation, molecular function: serine-type endopeptidase activity.
ACCGCUUCCAGAUAGUCCAGGAUUCCGGAAAGGUAUGGCUCCGGAGUUGGCCGUACUUCUGUCGCUGAUCGCCGUCGCCGGUUGCCAACUUUUGCCGGAGAACAAUUGCCCCAACUACUUCCAGUAUGUCAACGCUUACCAGGCCGAGAUCACGGUGCCCGCGUUCAAAGAAGGUCCCAAUUGGAUUUCCAUUUCCUUCUCGACGCGGGGUACUCAACAGGACCCUGUUGUGGGUGCACUAUUUCCGUACCCGGAUGAGAACGCGUUGCUUUUGAGUACGAAAAAGGCAUUCUCAAUAUUCCGGAUCAAUUUCAGGCCAAAUCCCACCUCUGGUGUCCCCAAAUUGACGGAACUCGUCUACAACAAUCAACUUAUUUGCUCAGCGAACAGAUAUGGUAUCCCCUAUACCGAUUUUACCCGUUUCUAUGAGCUGAACAUCAGUGGUCCGGUGGAGCCGUUGAUUUCUAAAGGAUUUAACCCAUUUCCAAAAAAUAACUUCGGUGGAAAUAACAAUAACUUCCCUGGACAGUCCGAAUUCUUCACGCCCUCUAAUAAUUUUGAUAAUUGGCCGGAUUUUACGAGAAGUUGGCAGACCCAGACUCAGACACCCAACAGAAUACCUUCCAAGAGUUCCCGGAUAAACAAUCCAAGUCCCACGCCACCCGAAACUAUCUGGGAAAUUGUGCCCAGUGUACCGGUGCCAAUUUCCGGAACACCGCAGAUCACCAACACGAGGUUGCAGCCAACACCACCACCCACACCAGUUCGAACACCCCCACCAUUCACACCAGUUCGAACACCACCACCAUUCACACCAGUACAACGACAACCACCACAACCACCACCACCGAUAGCCACCAAUCCUCCAAUCCAAGCACCACCACCUGACCGCUUCAAUCCACGAUCUCCGUCUGCAACGGUGGUUUGUGGCAGGGAGGGCAGCUUGUCGCCUUAUAUUGUACGGGGAAAGGAGUUCCCACGUGGUCAGUAUCCCUGGCUAUCGGCGGUCUACCACAAGGAGGGCCGCUCGCUGGCCUUCAAGUGUGGCGGUUCCCUGGUCUCCGCCAGCAUCGUGAUCUCCGCCGCACACUGCGUUUAUCGGAUGACGGAGGAUCGCGUGGUCAUCGGAUUAGGGCGCUACGAUCUGGAUGACUACGGGGAGGAUGGCGCCGAGAUGCAUAACGUUAUGCGGUUGCUCUGGCAUCCGGAGUUCAACACCCGCCAGUUGUCAGAUGCGGAUAUUGCCCUGAUUACCAUUGAGCGGCCAGUGAUCUUUAACGACAUUAUAUCGCCCAUCUGCACGUGGACGGCGGAGGCGAGCUCCACGGAGGCUUCAUCCGGAUUUAUUGCCGGUUGGGGAUCUGACAACAUGGGAGGGAACUCCAGGACCCAGUAUCCCCGUGUCGUGGAGGCGGAGAUCGCCAGUGCCACCAAUUGUGCCAGCAACUGGAGGACAUCGGUGGUCACGGAUCGAAGUCUGUGUGCGGGAAAUCGCGAUGGAUCGGGUCCCUGUCUUGGGGACUCCGGCGGAGGAUUGAUGGUCAAGCAGGGCGAUCGGUGGCUCCUCAGGGGCAUCGUGUCCGCUGGGGAACGGGGAACCACCAAUGGGGCCUGUCAGCUCAAUCAAUACGUUCUGUACUGCGAUCUGUCGAAGCACAUUGACUGGAUAAAUGAUAAUAUUCGCUGAUAUAAUAUUAUACUGAGAUUAGGAAAUUGCUUUGCAUAUCGUUCGACUAAAAAACCAUUCAAUAAAUUGUCAGGUACUUUUUUGGCAAAACAAGUUUGUUACUCACAUAUAUCAAUUAUUUUGAGGAGCCAAAAAGAACGAGCCUCUUAGCUUGAAUGACAAGUAAUUGCUUUUUGCUGGCGGACAUAACCGAAAAAACUGAUCUGUCUUCAAGCUUCAUGUUUUAUUUGAAUAAAUAUAGACAUUGAAUAGUGAUUAAUCCAAUAAGCGUGUGAUUCGAUAAAUUAAGUUGACAACAAUCUUAUAUUGUGCCUCGAAAAAUAUAAAAUAAAUAAAAUAAUACGGAGAA